Erpetoichthys calabaricus (reedfish) is the source of this 2797-nucleotide messenger RNA. RefSeq names its product zinc finger protein 658-like. Gene Ontology annotation, molecular function: RNA polymerase II cis-regulatory region sequence-specific DNA binding; DNA-binding transcription factor activity, RNA polymerase II-specific. The transcript has 2 exons. The coding region runs from base 57 to 1565 and encodes 502 amino acids. The record is from RefSeq and is a predicted model, not a curated record. Gene Ontology annotation, cellular component: nucleus. Gene Ontology annotation, biological process: central nervous system development; regulation of transcription by RNA polymerase II. NCBI's taxonomy places the organism in Eukaryota, Metazoa, Chordata, Cladistia, Polypteriformes, Polypteridae.
GGGAACCCAAAAGAGGGCAUCCAGGGUUAGGCGUGUGUGCAGAAUCUGUAACUGCCAUGGACGAAGAAGUGACCUGCAGGAAAAUGAAAGAGCAGCUCGUCUCCAGCAUUGAGCAAGCAGCCAAGACGACCUCACAGACUGUCCUGCGUAGACUAGCAGAGCGCAAUUCGUAUGCAGUGAAAAGCGAGGAGCAGGGAAAUGGAGCCCUCGGAGUCUUAGAUUAUUUUAAAGUGACCGACAUGGUAGAGGAGGCGGUGAAGGGGAUAGCGCAGACUGCCCUGUCCGAGCUCGUGGAGUUUAUUUUCAGACGAUUUACAGAUCUACAAAAAAGGGUGUCCGAAUGUGAGAAGGAAAACGUAAACUUGAAACAACAAGUGGAAACACUGCGCUGUGCCACACACGUGGGAUGCAUAGACAACCACGCACGAUCGCUGGGUGGACACUUAGUUUCGCAUUGUAAAGCGAGAGGCAAACCCACAGAUCGCGAAGGUAAGAGCGAACGGGCUGUGGGGAGCCUGGCGCCAGUGACGUCACACGGCUUCAUCCAUAAAUUCGCCGGAUACAAACAGGAGGCGGAGCUUAGCGAGUGCUCGGGAGAGGAGUGCCGUUCUGUCAAACCCUCCGCAUCCCCGGGGUCAUAUCCAGACCCACAAGAAAAACCGAUCCAGAGGAGCAGAUAUCAAGCAGUACACCGUGGAAGCCCUUUGUAUGAUGUAAACGAAACGUCUCACGCUGGCCUGCACGACAUGGAGCUGAGACCUGCGGACACAUUAAAAACUGGAGUGGAGGUCCCUGAGCCACUGUCUCCUUACAUUAAAGAAGAAGACACUAAAGCAGGUUUACCUGAAGUUUCAAAGGAAGUUACAGCACAAGGCACCAUUUUCACUAAUGAGGAGGAGUUAAUUAGUGUCAAGCAGGAGGACUGUGAGGAGGAACUUUAUUCCAAUAUUAAAAAAGAGAGGCUUCCUGUGGAGGGUAAACCUGAAGAUGUAUUUAGCAUUUGUGUAGUUAAGGAAGUUAAUCCGGAACCAGUGCAGGAUGGUUUGUCACUGGAACCGGAGGAGAAUGUGAGUGAGAGUAAACAAGGUAAGGAGAAAUUAGGAAAGGGAUUCAUACAAACGUCAUGUCUGGAAAAGCUAAACAUGAUCCCUACUGUAGACUUGCAAAUUUAUGAUAAAAGCUUAAACUCAAAUAAACUAUACUCCCUGCAGAAAACACACACAAGAGAAAAAGUAUGUCAGUGUACUGAAUGUGGAAAAUCGUUCACUGGGGCUAAGCAACUUAAGCUACACCAAAGAAUUCAUACUGGAGAAAAACCGUACCGGUGUAAUGAAUGUGGAAAGACAUUCAGACAGGCUGCCCACCUUAAACUACACCAGAGAAUUCACACGGGAGAAAAACCGUAUCAGUGCACUGAAUGUAAAAAGUCUUUCAGACAGGCGACACACCUUGUACUCCAUCAGAGAAUUCACACAGGGGAAAGACCAUACCACUGUGCGAAUUGUGAAAAGUCUUUCAGAAGGACUACUGACCUUAAACGCCACCGAGCAAUUCACACAGGAUGAAAAAGCAUAUUACUGUACCGAAAAGAAAAAGGCGUUGUUUUGCAACCCUCAAAACAGUCCUAGCAAAUAAGCCAUAUUGUCAUUGUGAACCCAUAUGCAGCAUGUGAGGGCAGCGUAUUUAACUUUCUGAUAGGGUUACUCCUCUUUAUCUGCCCGAUUUAAUUUACUUAACCCCCCUUGCCCCUUUUCCUUCAGCAUCAACUGAAACAAAUAAAAAAAAUCUGACAGCCUGUGGAUGGAUUGCUGCUGGUUAUAAGAACUGCUGCAUAAAAUUUCCAGAUGACCUCAUGUGCUAAGAAAACAACGUUUCAGGCCAUUAACCAGUUGGCUUACAGGGUAUAUCCAGCUGCAGAGUGAAGCCAUUCAUCUGAAAAGAUUGGCACAAAUUGGUUGUUAUAAAACGUACCUGCCCUACUCAUAAAGAUAAUUUUCAAGGAGCAUGGAACAUGUAAUCUUCCUAAUUGAGAGUGUCUGUGCACUACUGAGAUCGUUAAAUUACAGGAGCAUAUAAAAAAUGUCCAUUAGUUUUGUGCGGCUGCAUUUUCCUGUUUCUGAUAUUGUUGAUUAGGAGUCAUUUUCGAGGAAUAUUAACUGUGCAUGUAAACAGACUCAUGACUGAGGAACUACAAAUACCAGCCCAUUGUCUGAAAUGGCAGGAUAGCUGUGAGUUACCUUGGUGUGAACCGAGAACAAUUGGAUCACUUUUCAUCAUUAAACUUUCACUAAUAUUGCUGGUGCUAUUUGUUGCAUGGGAUGCUUUGUUUCCAUGUACAGCAAAUCCUCGCUAUCUGCAGAUUCUAUUUUAUGGGAUUGGCUUAUUUGCUUUUAUAAAACUUAAUUUAUGAGACCCGUGCUGGCAAGACAGUACAGGAGUUGCUGGAAGAGAAAAAAAGACAAAGACGUAGUGAUGGUGUUAGAGACGUAACUACCCAUCAGAAGAGUAUUAACUGACAACAUGGAUGAUACUUUCUGUACUGUGAUGCUGCUGCCUCCCUAGUUGUUAGUUUUCACUUUUUUCUUAAAUAAAUUUUCUUUGUGGGAUGACCUUUUUUAUUUUUUAAUCUGCUGAUGGCUUACACAUUUUUGUGGAUUGACGUAUUUUGGAUUUUUGGAACCUGUUGAGAUGACUACAACUUUGUUUACAAGGAGACUCCCUGUUUGUUCACUCUGCAAGUGUCUGGCAAAUAAAAUAUUUGUACAUUUUUAGUUUUUUGCCAUUGUUUGGGUGUUUG